Molecule: messenger RNA, 1370 nt
Organism: Suillus subalutaceus
Lineage: Eukaryota; Fungi; Basidiomycota; Agaricomycetes; Boletales; Suillaceae
Exons: 4
Coding region: 131-1162 (343 amino acids)
Biological process (GO): tRNA wobble uridine modification
Cellular component (GO): elongator holoenzyme complex
Source: RefSeq, a predicted model, not a curated record
AAAGAACUAUCUUCCUUCCUCUAUAAAUUUUAGGUCUGUCUAGGGAAGACUAUAUGUCGUAGGACUUGAGUAGUCCCAGUGACUUGAAACAAAUCAUGUCAAAGCAACCUGGACUCACCACAAAGAGAAGAUGUCCUUACUCUCUUCCAUCAUCAACAACUCAACAGGAUUAAAGCCACAUCAACCACUGAUCAUCCUUCAGUCGUCUUCCGCACAGACAUGUUAUCCUAUCUUGAGGAAUCUGAUCUCAAAAUUUAAACCGACUACCCAGACACUGUUGUUUUGUUUCUUGCAUUCACCAUCGAACUUGACAAAUAUCGACGAGGCUCCAAAUAUCAUUACGUUCGAUUUCACUGGGCGAAUUCCCGGCUAUGACGAUCUGUGGUGUGGUCUCCAGGACGAGAUACUAGCUCGCAUCAAUUCUGUACCCCCGGGAUCACUGAAUGUGAUCAUUGACUCGGUGGAUACAUUGACAUCAGACCUCGGAUCUACACCAAAAGCUUACAAGUUCAUUCGGACACUCCUUGGGCUAGUUACGACUCGUUCUGAACCUUCGAUCCUCGCGUUACACCUCCAGCCCAGCCCUAUUCUCGAACUACUGACUCAAACUUCCCUAUCACCAACGCUUAUGCAUCUGACUGCGCAUCCCCCAGCCAUCAUCACGCACAUCGCCUCUGCAUAUCUUACACAUCCUCCACCAGCUGGUCCGGCAGAGAAAUUCUGGAGUGUCUUCAUCCCCUUCUCUGAGCGUACACAUGAAAGCGAGCGCCUGGUUUAUGACCUUGACGGCAAUGGGACGAGUGCCGGUGCGUGGGUGAGCAAGGGCACGAGGGAAUUCGUCGUGGAGGUCUUUAUUAGGGUUGGGAGCAAGCGUGGUGUAGAAAGGACUGUCGAGGGCUGGAAAGGAGACGUCCCGUGCGAGCUGCAAGCUCUUGAAAGCCUGACAAGUAUUUGGACCAGGAGAAAACCUGAGGAGGCUCGACCGGAUCCAACGCAGAACGUAUCGUUCAAUCUAAAUCUUACGCCGUCGCAGGAAAAAUCGCGAGCCCAAGUCCCUCUACCUUAUGCACACGAAGGUGGUGCUCCAUUUCUCUAUGCUUCACGUCAUUUUAAUCUCGACUUCAGGCAACCCUAUCACAACAUCUGGAGCGAUUCUAUAUGACCCUGAUUCUGCCGAUGAUAUCGAUGACGAUGAUCCGGAUGAGGAUUUGGAUAUAUAGCAGAUCUCCAUAAGCGUACGCCACAUUUGUGACAACGCCAGAACUGUUGUCCUGAUGCAAUAGUACUUCCAUGACGUCAAGAAGAAACUGAGUAGAUGUGAGACAGCCGUUGGUCCUGUUAGCAAUCCAUAAUCCAGUCUCCUUUUUUCU